AUGAAAAACGAUAAGAAAGAGGAAAACUCUUCAAAAAUCGCGUCAGAUCGAAUUUCUCAAGUGGCCGGUCAUAUCUCUAAUACAUCCAGUAAACGUCUAGGGCCCAAAACAAAAAAAGAUCUCCCAGCCGACUAUUCAGAUAUUCUCGGGACGAUAUCCUCUCUGCAAAAAAUAGCCCAAACACCUGAUCUCUCAAACAAAGGAUACAUCCGACAAAAGCAAGCUGGUAAACUCUGGGUCCGAGAACGAGUUCUUCAGUUACUCGACACAGAUAGUUUUCGCGAAGUAGGCUCUAUUUCUGGGACCGUUUCAUGGAAAAAACUAGACCCGUCGGAAAGUAAAGGGAAGAGAGAAGAGCCAAUUUCUUAUAUACCAAGUAAUAAUGUACAAGGAUUUGGCUUAUUGAGAGGAAGAAAAAUAUUAUUUACAGCAGAUGACUUUAGUAUUCGUGCUGGACAUGCAGAUGGUGCAUUGACGGAAAAAACAAUUUAUAUGGAAAAAUUGGCUGUUGCGUUGAGAUUACCUAUUAUCAAAUUGGUGGAUGGCUCUUCGGGAGGAGGGUCUGUGACAACUAUAAGGAAAGAGGGGUUUUCUUAUAUACCGCCCAUGCCAUCUUUUAAUCAUGUGGUCGAACAGUUGAAUAUGGGGAUUCCCAAUCUAGGAGCGGUGUUAGGACCGGCUAUUGGGCUUGGAGCUGCGAGAGUUGUUUCAUGUCACUUCUCUGUGAUGGCUGCGGAUGUUGGAGCGUUGUUUAAUGCUGGACCAAAAGUUGUCGCUGGUGCAACCUUUGAGGAAGGACUCACUUUUACAGAUCUUGGUGGCCCAAGUAUGCACUGUACCAAUGGUACCAUUGAUAAUAUGGCAGAAAAUGAACAAGAAUGUUUUGAACAAUUGAGGACGGUUUUGAGCUACUUACCAAACUCUGGUGCCUCUCUACCUCCAGUUCUAAACACUGAAGACCCAGCUGAUCGACGUUGCGAAAAUUUAAGAACGAUCAUUCCACGCCGAAAAGCGAGAAUGUAUGAUCCUAGAAAGAUCAUAAAGACUGUAGUAGAUGCAGAAAGUUGGUUCGAAAUUGGAGCACUUUGGGGAACUACUGCAAUUGUUGGUCUUGCCAGACUUUCUGGUAGACCCGUUGGAAUCAUAUCUAUCAAUUGUGAGAUAAACGCUGGAGCACUUGAUGCUGCUGGAAGUCAAAAGAUCACUCGGCAUCUCAAAUUCUGCGAUAUUUUCAAUAUCCCCAUACUCCAAUUCGUCGAUAUUCCAGGGUAUGCAAUUGGAACCGUUGCAGAACGUGCAGCGACGAUGAGGCAUGGUGUAGCACUUGGGACAACAUAUUAUUCUACAACAACUCCAGUCUUUAGUGUUGUGACGAGGAAAGCGUAUGGGGUAGCUGGUGGAAUCAUGCUUGAUUGCAGAGAUCCUCGUUUCCGAGUAGCGUGGCCAAGUGGAGAAUGGGGGAGUCUUCCAUUAGACGGAGGUAUUGAGGUUGGACAUGCUGCAGAGUUGAAAGCAGCAGAAGCAAACGGAAAACGAGAGGAAAGAUAUAAAGAGUUGGAAGAAGAAUAUACUCGAUUGAUGAAUCCAGUCAGGACAGCCAAUGCGUUUGGAGUGGAAGAGAUUAUAGAUCCUGCUGUUACAAGGCAAAUAGUUUGUGAAUGGCUGAAGCACGUAUAUGAGGAGUUAUUGCCCAUCCGACUUUUGGAUCGUGCGAAUGGGAAACUUCAUCCAAUCUUUUACUAA
Messenger RNA from Botrytis byssoidea, 1743 nucleotides. RefSeq lists its product as uncharacterized. Gene Ontology annotation, molecular function: propionyl-CoA carboxylase activity. The coding region runs from base 1 to 1743 and encodes 580 amino acids. The record is from RefSeq and is a predicted model, not a curated record. The transcript has 3 exons. NCBI's taxonomy places the organism in Eukaryota, Fungi, Ascomycota, Leotiomycetes, Helotiales, Sclerotiniaceae.